AUGUCUACACAGAGGGCAUCAACACGAACUCGAGCACAACCACAAACCUCAGCCACACCAGCUGGGCGUGUGACUCGUCUCCGAGCGCAGCAGGGCGCGGCAGCUUCCCCUGCUGUCUUAGGUGUCAAGCCUCCCGCCCACGGCCUCCUGGCCAAAGGCAAGGAAGGUCUCCGCAAGGUGUCCGACAAGCUCAAGGACAAGCAAGAGAAGGAGACGAAGGAGGCAGCGGAUACCUACACUGAGCAGCUUCAAGCAUACCUCCGCAUUCGACCACAACUCGAGGCCGAGGGCGGCAGUCCUUACCUCGAGGUGCAGGACAAGAAGAGCGUCUUGAUGCGCCCGCCUGCCGAGUCCCGACUACAUAUGCCAAAGCCCAGUCAACUGUACUCGUUCAACCGCGUGUUUGGGCCAAAUACGGCGCAGAACAACUUUUUUGACGAGACGACCAAGCCGCUCGUCGAGAAGCUGUUGCAUGGCGAGAAUGGGCUGCUGUUCGCUUAUGGCGUCAGCAACAGUGGCAAGACAUACACAAUCCAAGGUGGCGACUGCACCAAGAUUGAGGACCGUGGAUUACUCCCCCGCUCCGUAGACGUCGUGUUUAACUCCAUCAAGGGGAUGGAGAGCACGGCCAAUCUCAAGUGCCAGGGCUUGGCUGAUGUCGUCCUCACCGACGAAGAUGACGGUAUCGACCUCCAAAGCCUCCCGUUUGAGCCGGAAGCGCGCCUCAGUGACAGCGUCAAAGUAGACCGCAACUUCUCGUACGCCGUGUUUGUCUCCUACGUCGAAGUCUACAAUGACAAGAUCUUUGACCUACUCGACUCUGUCUUGCCGUCAACGCGGCCCAAGGUUGCCUCAGCCACUCCUCGCGUGUCCGCAAUGCCUCGCGCGUCGGCGAUGCCGCGCACCAUGAGCAUGGUCGGAUUAUCCGGCCACAUCAACUCUUCCAUGAGUCUCGCGGCGCUGGCUAACGGUGGCGGCGGUGUCCUCAAGCGAAGAGCCCUCGUUCUUAAGAACGACCCUGAGGGAAAUGGCAAGUACAUCUGCGGCGCUCACGAGAUCCGUGUGCGCACGCGCGACGAGGCACUGGCAGUCUUCCGCUGCGGCCAGGGCGCGCGUCAGGUGUUCGGUACCAUGGCGAAUCGCGAGUCAAGUCGCAGCCACGGUAUCUUUACCAUCAAGGUCGUCCGCGUGCACAACGGCGCUCCCGAGGACCCGGACUCGGCGCAGGUGUCACGUCUUGCCAUUGUUGAUCUCGCCGGCUCUGAACGUGCCCGCAACGCUGCUACCACGGGUGACCGCCUCAAGGAAGCAGGUAACAUCAACAAGUCGCUCAUGGUGCUUGGCCAAUGUCUCGAGGUCCUUAGAGCCAAUCAACAGCGCAUGGCCGCCCCUAGUCCUCCCGGCACUCGCAAGAAGCUCGCGAUCGUCCCCUUCCGCCACGCAAAGCUCACGGAGAUCUUCCAGAACUUCUUUGUGGGUGACGGCCAUGCGGUCAUGAUGAUCCACGUCAAUCCAUACGAUACAGGAUUUGACGAGAACUCGCACGUCAUGCGCUUCUCGGCCAUCGCACGCGAGAUCCAGACGACCGCGACACACAAGACGACAAUUCCGACCCUCAAGCGCCAGAUUUCCAGCCACCUGAGCGCAUUCCGUUCCGCCAUGGGCGGUGGGCAGAAGAUCAAGGUCAUGGUGCCCGUGGUUAGGAAGCCCAGCGAAUUGCCGGCACCAGCUGCGCCCUCCCCACCAACAACUGUGGCCCCUCCCGUCAUCCCCGUUCGCGGUUCAAGUGCCCGUGCGGCCAGCGGCCGUCCCUCUGCACGCGCAGCGGCAGCUGCUGUGAGCGCGAGCUCCCGUCCUUCACGAGUUCACGCUCGGCCCGCACCGCCUCCUCCCAAGGCACCCGCUCCUCCACCCGUGCCGGAGGUGAUCAAGAUGGUCGAGGAGGAACUCGAGGUAGUCGAGGAGGACGCUGAGGAUGACGACGACGAUGAGCAGGAUCUCCUCGUUGACUACCUGUUUGAGCAACUGCGCGAGCUCAAGACGCAGCUCUUCGAGAGCGAGAUGCGCAACGCCCAGCUCGAAGUCGAUAUUCGCGAGGAGGUUUCUCGCGACCUCCAGGACACAAUCAAGCGCAUCCACGCAGACUACGAGAAGCGCUUCCAGGCGGCGGCUGCUGCGGCCGAGUUGAAGGCGGAUAUGAAGCUUGACAUUGUGCAGCGCACCAUGGGCGAUUCAGCGGACACGUCGUACGACGAUAGCUUUGACUCGGCCACGGACGGCGACUUCACGAUGGACUCUCUCACCGACCCUUUCCUCGGAGCCCCGAUCCGGAAAGAGACCAAUGGCUCAACUUCCGAGAGAGAGGUCGAGGAGGAGAUCUCGCUAUUAUUCAACGGGCCGCGCAACAUGAACGGCUCCAUCGACGGGGAUGCGACCGAGUCCGAUUCGGAGGAGAAUGAGCAGUCCGAGUCUGGCACCGAUGAUGCUUCUGAUGAGGAGAUGGAUGUUGACGAGGACUCGGAGGAGGAGGAGCCAAUUGAGCCCCGGCACAUCACGCCCGCCGACUCGACUCGUACGACCACCAAUCCCAGAGCGACUACGCCCAGUGCGGCCCAGGACGUCGACCGCUCUGGGGAGGUCGACUCUGACGACGAGGAGCUCGACUCGGACGACGAGGAGGGCACCAUCGAGGGCGACUCCAUGGUUAGCCAGAGCACCAGCGCCGAUUCGGAGGAUGCCGAGGACGUCGAAGUCUCUGGCGAUGGCUACGAUGACGAUGACGAGUCGGAGGACGGUUCCGACGAGGACUUCGAUGGUUCAUUUACCUCGAGCGCUAGCGUGGAAUCGGAGCCAGCGCCGCGCCGCGCCUCGAACCGCCGCAGCCCACAGAAGCAGGCAUCCAAGGCAAGCGCCAAACUCACGCCAUUGCGAGAGAGCAAGCGGCAGGUCAAGGCGCGCACGCCGUACAACGAGGACGAGGACCUCGUCAAGCUCGUCAAGGACACCACCACCCCUGCGCCUGCGAAGAAGAAGCGCACGCUCGGCAAGCGCAUGGUAACCGAGGACGAGAUGGAGGCGCGCGAGCCUCGUGGUGGCGCCGAGGUGCGGCGGAUGGUUCGUGGUAUGUAG
Messenger RNA from Cutaneotrichosporon cavernicola, 3129 nucleotides. RefSeq lists its product as uncharacterized. Bases 1 to 3129 code for a protein of 1042 amino acids. Lineage: Eukaryota; Fungi; Basidiomycota; Tremellomycetes; Trichosporonales; Trichosporonaceae. Gene Ontology annotation, molecular function: microtubule motor activity; ATP hydrolysis activity; microtubule binding. The record is from RefSeq and is a predicted model, not a curated record. Gene Ontology annotation, cellular component: kinesin complex; nucleus; microtubule. The transcript is spliced from 7 exons. Gene Ontology annotation, biological process: microtubule-based movement.